ACAUGACAGUCGCAGGGUGCAUGCAGCAGGGAAGUGAAGAGAGGAAGACAAGCCUCUAAACUUUUGGAAUGAACCGAGUUAUUUUACAAAAAUGCAAACCAUCAUAAGUUAACGGAGGAAGGAACUUGGAGGUCUUCUUGGAUUGCUCCAGGUUCCCCCUGCCAUGGCCAAGUCCAAGAAAGGUAUGGACAGCCCUGCGGACCCUCCAAGAAGAGGCAGGAAGCCCAAAUCCCUUAGUGCUGCUCCAAAAAUUGGUAAACAACAGAGUGCUCUAGGCAGCACGAAGAGCACAGGGACUGGCUUUCAGCUACUCUCUGGCCAGACAUCCCUCAAGCUACCAGCUGAAAACAUCAUCUCGGGAAACCAUGGCUCCAUCCACGAAGAUGAACAAGAUGCUCCAGAAACACAGAGUUCUGAAUCUGGUAAUGCUGCCAAGAGCAUCACCACUUUGUCCUUACCUGCAGCCAGACAGGAAGGGGAUGCCCAGAGAGGGCCGGAGGAGUUUAAAGCUGUGAAUCCUGCUCCACCACGUUUGGCUUGGAAAACCAUGGUUAGACCCGCACCAGCUCCAUCUGCUCUGAAGGGGACGUUUAUGGAAUGUCAGCCAGAUGGGAACAUCUCUCACCGCUUUCACCGGAGCUGUGCCUCUCUGAUCAGAGGUCAGGUCUACUGCCCCCACUGCGGCGAGGAGGCUAGUCAUGCUAAGGAGGUCACGAUCCCCAAACCUGACUGUGUUACUGCAGUGCCAACAGCUGCUGUGCCCGCGCACAAAAGAGACACCGCCUUAAUGGACAGGGCUAAAGUAGACUCUGUAACUGUUGGGGGAGCAAUAGACCCUGCUAAAGAAUCACUGGAAAGCGUUUUAAAUGCACUCGAGGAUGGGAAGUAUAAGAAAUUCAAGCUGCCCCCAAAGCAGCUUUAUUUCUCUGCUAAGAGAGGAGAGCUCCAGAGGAUCCUGCAUAUGCUGGUGGAAGGUGUGGACCCAAACUUGCGGAUGUACAGUGAGAAGAGGAAGACUCCCUUGCAUUGUGCUGCUGAGGAGGGACAUAAAGAGAUCUGCCAUAUACUAGUGCAGGCUGGUGCGAACCUGGACAUGUGUGAUGCGGAGCAGAGAACUCCUCUGAUUUAUGCCUGUGAGAACAAUCAUCUAGAAACAGUGAAAUACUUGCUGAAAGCUGGUGCUUCUACUGGGCAUAAGGAUAUGAGAGGCUCUACAUGUCUUCACUUGGCAGCCAGAGGAGGACACACAGGUGUGCUGCAGUAUCUUGUCUCCAUGCCAUCCAUAGACGUCAACUGUAAGGAUGAUGGUGGGUGGGCUCCUCUUACCUGGGCAACUGAGAACAUGAAUCUAGAGCAGAUGAAGAUGCUGAUCUCAGUGGGAGCUGAUGUCCAAAUAAGAGAUAAGGAGGAGAAUGUCUGCCUCCACUGGGCAGCGUUCUCUGGCUGUGAUGAGAUCGCUCAGCUGCUGCUUGACAAGAGAUCUGACCUACACGCUGUGAACAUCCAUGGAGACUCACCUCUCCACAUUGCUGUCAGACAGAACCAGCUGGACUGUGUAAUGCUGUUUCUGUCGCGAGGAGUAGAUGUAAAUCUGAAGAACAAGGAUGGCGAGACUCCUUUGGACUGCUGUAGUAUAAAUUCCAAGAUGUGGACAAUCCUGAACACCAAUAAGAAGCUGACAGAUGCUCGGAGAGGCAGAGACAGCCUAAGUGAAAGACUCCUCUGCAGAGAUGUGUCCCGAGGCUAUGAAGACGUCCCUGUGACAUGCGUGAAUGGGGUGGACCAUGAGCCCUGCCCCAGCAACUUCAAAUACGUUCCAGAGAACUGUUUUACCUCUCAAGUGAAUAUAGACGAGAACAUAACGCAUUUACAGCACUGCAGUUGUAAAGAUGACUGUGCAUCAAGCAGCUGUAUCUGUGGCCAGCUCAGCAUGCGCUGUUGGUAUGACAAGGAUGGCCGCUUGUUGAAAGAGAUCUGCAGGGAUGAUCCACCCUUCCUGUUUGAGUGUAACCAUGCCUGUUCCUGUUGGAGAACAUGCCGAAAUAGAGUGAUACAGAAUGGCCUUCGGGUUAGACUGCAGGUGUUUAGGACUGAGAGGAAGGGCUGGGGGGUCCGAGCACUGCAGGAUAUUCAUGAGGGAACUUUCGUAUGCGAGUUUGCAGGUGAAAUCAUUUCAGAUGGAGAAGCUCAUGUUCGAGAAUAUGACUCGUACAUGUUCAACCUAGACAAUAAGGUUGGAGAGGUCUACUGCAUUGAUGCCCAGUUUUAUGGUAAUGUUAGUAGGUUUAUGAAUCACCUUUGUGAACCCAAUCUAUUCCCGGCACGGGUGUUCACCAAACACCAGGACAUGCGCUUUCCUCGAAUUGCACUCUAUGCAAGCAAGGCUAUUCAAGCUGGAGAUGAGCUUGGGUUUGACUAUGGUGAUCCCUACUGGCAAAUCAAGAAAAAGUACUUCCGUUGUCAGUGUGGCUCCGCAAAAUGUAGGUACUCGGAGACCAUUCUGGGCCAGAAUCACGCAGACAGCUUAGUUCAAGCUCUCGGUGAUCAGACCAUUGCUCAGGUGGAACACAUCCAGUCAGCUAACACAGCUAUAGCAAUAACUCAACCCUGAGCCCUUCACACGUACAACAGGAUAUGCUGAGAUCUUUAACGAAUAAAUACGAUCAGGAGUGCAACUCAUUAUUUCCUAAAUCUCAGCUUCAAGGAAGGACAAUUUGUGCAGAGAUACAGCAUCAUUUAUUUUAUCACCACGCUGUUGAGGGCAUUUGUAAUAAGACUGUUAAUCAAAGGUGUUUUGUGCCUUUUUUAUCUGAAUUUGUCUCACAAAGAUUUUAUUUGCUUAGGAUGAUGGUAAGGCUCCUUAAUUGUAUGAGAUAUAGGCACUACCAUAUUAGACUUUUAUACAUUUUUAAACAUAAACUGUUACAUACUUGGUAUAAAAAACAGGGUUUUUAGCUGAUUUUCAUAAGCAAAAACGAAAGUAGUAGUAGAACAGAUGGACAUGUUUUGCUGCCUUUUUUUUUACUCCAUGUCUUCUCAGGAGCAGAGAUCAGGGCUGUUUUCUAAUCAGUUUUUCCAUGUAGCCUAUUGAAAUUUCACUAUGAAAUGGUUACAGAAUUUUAAUAUCAUACCUGUGAUAAAUAAAGCUUUCAGUGAUGUUUUUAAUUAUUAAUUUGAUCAUAUGUAAUGUAGCUGUGGCCUAUCUGUCAGUCUCUCAUGCUGGACCAGUU
Messenger RNA from Sinocyclocheilus anshuiensis, 3230 nucleotides. RefSeq names its product histone-lysine N-methyltransferase EHMT1-like. Gene Ontology annotation, molecular function: zinc ion binding; p53 binding; histone H3K9 methyltransferase activity. The transcript is spliced from 19 exons. Gene Ontology annotation, biological process: peptidyl-lysine dimethylation; negative regulation of transcription by RNA polymerase II. Bases 164 to 2611 code for a protein of 815 amino acids. NCBI's taxonomy places the organism in Eukaryota, Metazoa, Chordata, Actinopteri, Cypriniformes, Cyprinidae. Gene Ontology annotation, cellular component: nucleus; chromatin. The record is from RefSeq and is a predicted model, not a curated record.